Molecule: messenger RNA, 2500 nt
Organism: Tuber melanosporum (Perigord truffle)
Lineage: Eukaryota; Fungi; Ascomycota; Pezizomycetes; Pezizales; Tuberaceae
Exons: 8
Coding region: 1-2229 (742 amino acids)
Biological process (GO): Golgi to plasma membrane transport; intracellular protein transport; exocytosis
Cellular component (GO): membrane; exocyst
Source: RefSeq, a predicted model, not a curated record
AUGAUGUUGGCUCCUUCUGAUGCAGGUUAUAUAGAUCAGCUGAUCUCUACUGUUGGAGAUGCUUGCACCUUAGGUCGUGAGAGACAGCUUAUGGGGGAUCUGGCUCGAUUUUCGGAAAAGCAGGAGGCCGAGGUUGAACGACUAUGUAACAAUAAUUACCAGGACUUCGUUCAAUCAGUUAACCACCUUCUCAGUGUACGAAAAGGCACAGUUGACUUGGCUAAAGAAAUUAUUGAACUAAACGAAGCUAUCCAGAACUCUACCGAACGGCUAGUGGAAAAGAAAAAGGCUCUGGUCAACUCCCGAGAGGUCCGAGAGAACAUCGAUGAAGCAACAAAAGCUUUGAAGUCAUGUCUAGAGGUUUUAGGGCUGGCAAACCGAGUUGGAGACCUUUUGCGAGAGAAGAAACGAUAUGCAGCUUUAAGAGCCUUGGAGGAAUUGCAGAGUGUGCGCUUAAGAGAGGUUGCGCAAUUUGAGAUUGCUGAAAUAAUUCAGAAAUCGGUUCCAUCCAUAAAAAUGAUUGUCAAAGAGGCCGUUAUGACAGACUUAAAUACCUGGCUCUACAAGGUCCGAGAAAAUUCAAUGCUAUUAGGACAGGUAGCUUUCUAUCACACUGACCAACGCCGGCGUCGACAGAAGGAGAGGGUGCAGGGUAUCUCCAAUUUGCGAUCGCUCAAGAUUAACUCUGCGUUAGAACUUGUCCUAGAUGAGCGAGAAGAGUUUGAUGUUCUCGACAACGAAGACAUAGCUAUUGACUUCACACCCUUAUUUGAAUGCUUGCAUAUACAUGAAGCGAUGGGACAGAGGGAUGAGUUUAGGGUUACAUACGCAAAUGUUAGAAGACAACAGAAGGAUCUCCUGUUUUCGAACCCACUUACCCUUACAAGUGAGGGCGUAAGCUGUAUCAGUCGUCUGCUGGAAGAUGUGUGUGGUUUUGCAAUAAUUGAGAAAUCUACACUUAAGAAAACUUUGGGUUUUCGUUCUCCAGUUGAUGUUGAUUAUUUAUGGGACUCGAUGUGUAAGAAAGCGAUAGUCAUGAUAAAUCAAAAAGUGGAAAAUGUCACCAAGGCAGAGAUAUUAUUGAAAAUAAAAAAUGUAUCAGUCUUGUUCAUACAGACUAUGGAUACCUGGGAAUAUCCCGUCAAGCACUUUGACGAAUUCCUUCUCGGUCUUUUUGAUCAGUACUCAGAAUGCUUGAAGAGGGACUUCAUCAGCGAGUUCAAAAAGAUUGCAAUGAGCGACGACUACACACCUAUGGUGGUUGAGAAUCGGCCAAAGUAUGACAAUAUUGUGAAAUCGGUCUGGUACAAUCCAGACAAAGAUCCUGAAAUUAUACAAUUUCCAACAGCCAUGCCUUUUUCGCGGAUAUAUCCACUUUGCUGUCGCCAUAUCCGCGAUUUACUUGAGAAAUACUACUUUUACGCAGAUGAGUAUUUCCAAAACCAGGGCGCCAUUGAUCGGGAGCUACAGAAGUCCCUUGACGAACUGCUAUGCGAACACGUUUGUGGCACUUUGGUGGAGCACUUGAACUCACAGUAUCUUGGACAGAUCGUUCAAAUCCUCAUAAAUCUUGAGCAUUUCGAAUAUGCCUGUCAGGAGCUUGAAUAUCUCCUUGCAGAGGCUUGUUAUGCCAACGAGACAGGGGCCAUAGCUCUCAAAGCAACAGAGCGAUUCAAGUCCGAGAAGAAAACCGCAGAGAAGAGAAUAUUCGAGCUUGUGAACAGCAAGAUAGAUGAUCUCAUUGGGACUGCCGAAUACGAUUGGAUGGCCACCAAUGAACAGAGCCAGCCUAGUGAAUAUCUACAGCAAACCACACUUUUUUUGAGGAAUAACAUGAACUCCACGUUGUUGAAUUUGCCCAGAGAAAUCCAGGGGUUCAUUUACUUUGAUGCCUUGAACCAUAUCGCAACAUCUAUACUUGCCUUGCCCCUGAGCGAAGACGUAAAACGGAUUAACAAGAUUUUCGUUCACAACUUGGACAUGGAUGUCAAAUAUCUUCAAGGGUUUGUGGAUAGCCUCAAUGAUCCAAUGCUCCCUACAGUCUUCGAUGAGCUCAGGCAAACAAUCGACCUCCUGAAAUCCGACAACUCGGACGAAUUCUAUAACAUCAGCACCAAGAUGAAGAAAUACGCGAAUGUAGAUCCGAUCAAUGGGCCGGUAUUAUUGGAAAAAUUGCUCGCCGAAGAUGCAUCUGCCAAGAAAGGGCUCACUGGACGGUUUAGAUCGUGAGAAGGUUACAAUGGGGGCACGUUCGAGACUUCCUUAGACACAAACCUCCACUACUAUUAUACAAGUGGAUUUCUUACAUAACAAUUGCGGCCGGUUCCCCUGUUAAGGUGGAGUCGAAUGCCCCUCCUGUGAUGAUAGAUCUGGGGAAGAGGCGACCAGUAUAAAGAAAGAAAUUUCUGUCUUGUAAAUUGAGUAAGGUAAUAAAUAUGAUAAGAGAUGGUGGUACUACCAUAGCCUUAAAGAGAUUAAGAGCCAAUAGUCUAAUAAUCAA